Messenger RNA from Nasonia vitripennis (jewel wasp), 1127 nucleotides. RefSeq lists its product as uncharacterized. Gene Ontology annotation, molecular function: DNA-binding transcription factor activity; sequence-specific DNA binding; zinc ion binding. Bases 192 to 1031 code for a protein of 279 amino acids. The transcript has 9 exons. The record is from RefSeq and is a predicted model, not a curated record. Lineage: Eukaryota; Metazoa; Arthropoda; Insecta; Hymenoptera; Pteromalidae. Gene Ontology annotation, biological process: regulation of DNA-templated transcription.
AGAAUCCUCGAAGCGCAGCACUGGCCGGUCGGAUAAAACAAAACAUGGAGUGAUAGAGAUUGGAGAUUAUUCUCUCUUACUCCUUUUGUUAUAAAAAAAUUAGUUUCGUUAUAAAUAAAUUAGAUUCGUAAGAAGUAUAAUAAGAAUAAUUUUUCGUAAAUUCAAAUUGAUUUAAGUAGUACUAUUCUACCAUGCCGAACCAUCAUUGUCAAGUAUGUAAAAAUAAUCGGGACAUUAAUAUUCUCACUGUACGUCGAGUAAUUUGUGAGCGAUGUAUUCGUUUCAGUAACUUCAACGGGCAGGUCCCUCCCUGUGUAACUGGAAAAGGAAAAUGUAUUAUUGAUUAUAGAAGAACUAAUAGUUUAUGCCGAUUUUGUCGUUUAAAAGAAUGCGUACGCAUCGGUUUGGUAACUUUGAAGUGCAAAAUAUGCAACAAUUAUUAUGAAAUAAAACGGCAUAGUACAGGAUAUAUGCUGUGUAAAGCAUGCAGAUAUUUUACUAUACGGCAUAAAAACGUGCAAAUGGCUCUUCGAUGUCGCACUGGAACUAACAAUUGCAUUCUUGAUUUUUUUGGAAAUCAACCUUUAUGCGUUUCUUGUCGUUAUAAUAAAUGCGUCGAAUUAAACGUGAUCAUUCCAAAUGAACCGGAUCCUGAUAUCGCAGAUGCUGAGAAUUUAGAUCUGUUAUAUCGAUUAGACGAAGAUGAUGCUCAACACGAUGAUGAUGACGCGAUCAUUUCAAAUGAACUCGAACCUGAUAUCAGGGAUGAAGAGAAUUUAGAUCAAUCAUCAGAAGAAGAUGAUGGUCAACACCAUGAUGAUGACGCAAGAAAUGCAAGAAAUGAUAUAUCAGAAGCUAUCUUGGAUGAAUCAAGUGACGAGAAUAUUGAUUCAGGAGAUUCACAAGAAAGUUUCGGAAAUCAAAGCUUUGAUGAGAAUCACUUCACAGAAGAUUUUAUGAAAAUUAUUUAUGUACUUGCAUACGUUCGACAAUUAUUAGUAAAUAUAAACACAAUCAAUAUUUCUAUUUAAACAAACGAAAAUUGUAUAAGAAAAAAUAGAAGAAAUAAGGAUUUUUUCCGACUUAUGUAAAAUUUAACAUUUUCAAAUAAAUAUUUAUUUUUCUCA